This is a messenger RNA of Misgurnus anguillicaudatus (oriental weatherfish), 2485 nucleotides long. RefSeq names its product CD8a molecule (gene cd8a). The record is from RefSeq and is a predicted model, not a curated record. NCBI's taxonomy places the organism in Eukaryota, Metazoa, Chordata, Actinopteri, Cypriniformes, Cobitidae.
GGCGAUGUUGCUGAAGCUGUGAGUGUGUGGGCAGCAUUCAUCUCACCUUCAGCUUUAUUUACAGCACGAAGUGGUCUGAAAGCGACCAACAUCUUUCCAUUCUUCUUGGGAAACGUUAUGAAAUUAUCCCAUCAUGAAGUCAGAAGAGCUCAAAGAUUUAACGAAGAAUUGAGAAAAUGUUUCAGAUAUACCUUGGAUUUUAUGUGAUUUUAUUCCUGUUCCAGGGUGGUGGCUCGACACGUAUUGUUAAAGACGGAGAUGAUGUAUCAGUCGAGUGUGUCCCAGGCAUCUCUGGCACUUUGACAUUCUGGUUUCGGAUUCAAAAUGACGGCCCAAAGUUUUUAUUUACUAGUAAAAACACAGAAGUUAAAGCUACUGAUGUUCCUGAAAACUACAAAGUAAAGGUUUCAGGUGACAAGAUGGGUUUGACCAUUCAGAAGUUCAAUAAAAAGAAAGAUAGUGGUGUGUACACCUGUGCCGGUAUGAACAACAACAUGCUUCGUUUUGGAAAACAAACUACUAUUAAUGGAGAACCAGAUCCAACAACACAACCUCCAAAAAAAGCUCCAGCACCAACCAAGGCAAUGUCCGAUAUUGUAGCAACGACAAAAACACAGUGUGCAUGCAACAAAAAAGUUGCAGACUUGAAGUCUUUCCUGAACUGUGAGACUUGGAUAUUAUCAUCUUUGGCAUCUGGCUGUGGACUUCUCCUUCUUAUCCUGGUCAUCACAAUUUUGUACUGCAACCGUAUAAGAACAAGACGAUGUCCUCACCAUUACAAAAGACAUCCUCAGAACAGACCCACAGGACACGCUAAACUACCCGACAGCCACUUUUAGAUCUGGGGAAGAUGAAGAAAAGCACAAUACUGGUUCAAGAAUUUUAAUUUAGUUUCUAAUCGGUAUGUAAGGUUAAAUGCAGUUUCCUCUUAUGACUAUAAGAUGAUUUUAUACUUUAAGUUCUUUCUUUGUAUUUUCUUUAACACGUGUGCCAUUUGUUUAAGAAACUUUGAACAUUGACAACAAUCAGAGAUCACAUAUUUUAUAAUUUUUCUGAAAUGUCUGGUAAAAUUAUUUGUUUCAUGUUUGUUUUAAUAUGUCUAUAUUAAGUAUAUAGUUUUUUUUAUUAGUGCUUUCAUUUAAUUAAAACAGUUGUAUUAUUGUAACAUGAGUGUUUUAAAGAGCUAAUGUGCCAUCUGCUGGCCAUAAGUAGAUCUAUCACCAAUGAUCAUUAUGGGGUGGUUCCCCGGAAAGAGAUUAGUUUAAGCCAUAUGCCUUAGUUUAAUUAGAAAGUAUAACUAGUUUUGACAAACAUGCCUUACUAAAAACAUUACUUGUGUGCAUUUUGAGGCAAAACAAAGUGCACUGAUGUAUUUUAAGAUAUGUCAAUGCAAGUUGUUUUCAGUUUGGACAGCUCUUACAUUUAUUUUAGUCUAGGACUAGUCUAAUCCCUGUCCGGGAAACCACCCCUGUGUUUAGAUACUCAAAUAGGGAAAUAAAAUGAUAAAAUAUAGAUUACACACUCUGAAAAAAUUAUUUUAUUUUCAACCCACACUGUAAAAAAAUUCUGAAGAAUUUACAAUGUUAUUGCAGGUGGGUUGCCGGUAAUUUACAGUAGAUUUACAUUUAUGUUAUUUACUGGCAAGAGUUUGUUCAAAGUUAAAUAAAUGUUAAAUAUUAACAAGUCUUUAUCUUUACAGAAUAAAACUAUACAAUAACAGCCUCAUGCAAAGCAUUCUGGGAACCAGAAAUCAUCAUCAACCUUUUUCUGUUUUUUGCUUCAGAUUUUGUUUCCAGAAUGAUUUGCUUGAUGCUGUUUUUUUAGUUUUACUCUGUAAAGACAAAGACUUGUAAAUGUUUAAUGUUCAUUUAACUUUGAACAAAAUGUUGCCAGUAAAAAACAUAAAUUUAAAUCUACGGUAAGUUACCGGCAACCCAGCUGCAAUUUCUAUGGAAUUUUUUUACAGUGCAGUUUUGGGCCAAAUAGGGCUGAGCCCGUUUAGUUAAAUGAACACAGAAAAUACUUAUAUUUGACCCAACAAUGGGUUAAAACAUCCCAGCAUUGGUAAAAUUACAACCCAUCGUGCUGGGUUCAUCCCUUUUUGACCUAACGCUGGGUUGAAAAUAACCCAGCAUUUUUUACUGUAGAUUUUAAACAAAUGCUGGGUUAUUUUUAACCUAGCAUUGUGUCAAAAAAUGACGAUUUUAAGAUAUGCUGGGUUGUUUUAAUCCAUUGUUUGGUCAAAUAUAAAAAUUUUCUGUGUUAAUUUAACAAGUUGGGCUUGUCCCUUUUUGAACCAAUGCUGGAUUGAAAAUAACCCAGCAUUUUUUGUAGUGUAUUGUAAUGUUAAGUGAAACAAAAAGUACAUUAGUUGUUUUUAGUUUACGUUCUAGUUCAGCUUUACAGAAUAAACUGCAGUGAUGUUGAUGUAUGUUGCUAUGUUUGCUGUACAUUUUGAGAUAAAAGAAUAAAUAAGCCUACUGUA